Molecule: messenger RNA, 1356 nt
Organism: Saccoglossus kowalevskii
Lineage: Eukaryota; Metazoa; Hemichordata; Enteropneusta; Harrimaniidae
Product: heparan sulfate glucosamine 3-O-sulfotransferase 3A1-like
Source: RefSeq, a predicted model, not a curated record
AUGGCCACGGGGAUUUACGGUAGUACAGCUGACGCGCUCUCCACAGUUGUUACGUGGAGGUUGGAUAGUAUCCAUUCAGACAAUAGUGGACCCAGUCUACUGUUCUCUCUCAUAUACAACAUGGCGAUACGAAGAUGGGGACUGGCACAGUUUUGUCGCUCACACUGUCUCGAGCUUGGCGUGAUUCUGAUAUGUUGUUCCAUGUGGGUACUGUACAUCCUUGAACACUUUUGGGCUAGCAAUCAUCAACUCCCCUUGUUCGGGUCCUCCGCUGCGUCCAGCCGAGAUAGGCUGGUUGAAGCUCUCGACCGACAGUCCAAAUACCAGUCCGUUCCGUAUGAAGCAAAACACGACGUAGACGCAUAUAUUGAUUCCAAGUUCAACAAUUCAUGUUACAAAGUAGACAGGAAAGACUUGAGCAACCGAGUGUUGUUGGAUCAAAAAGAUUUGCGGAAAAGAGGAUGUCAGCAGAGACUACCACAGGCGGUGUUAAUCGGGAUGCGUAAAUGCGGAAUAGGACGAAUUCUGCAGUUUUUGCGCUUUCAUCCAGCAAUUGAAAUGCGCACGUCUCUUCUGCCACUAGAUUUUUUCAGCGGCUCUUACAAAAAGGGACUUGAAUUAUAUCGCAAACAAAUGCCAUACACAACGGAGAGCCAAUUGACUGUCGAGAAGACACCCGAGUAUUUCAUUGUCCCGCAUGACGUGCCGAAAAAAGUACGCGAUGAAAUCUCUCCGGAAACGAGAAUCGUUGCUGUAGUCUGUGACCCUGUGAAAAGGCUCAUCGCUGACUAUGUAUCAUUGGCUGUGAAAGACAAGAACCCAGAAGCAAUAGAGCAGUACAUGUCCGAUAAUUUGGAGAAAACCGUGACUGAUCGUGGGUCGGGUAACAUAAACCACCUGAAUGCCCUAGUAGACAGCAGUCUCUAUUUCAAGCACUUUAUGCGAUGGAUGCACGCUUUUCCGAUGGACCAAAUAUUACUUAUAGAUGCUGAAGCGGCUACUAAACAUCCAGCAAGGGAGAUGCAGCGGUUGGAAUACUUCCUCGGCCUCCCAUCCUACUUCGAUGAAAGCCAUUUCUUUUUUGACGAGGACCACCACAAGUACUGCCUUAAAUUCCCGCAAGACAUGUGUGUAGAGUCAUCUCCUGCCAAAAAGAGUAAAUCACAAAAAGAAGUUGCCAGUGAAACCAAGGGUGCUGGCAUCAGAGGUGAGGUGCCCGAUGAGCUCAAGUCUAAGUUAUACGAUUUCUUCGAGCCGUACGACCAGAUGUUAGCCGAUAAGUUCAACCAAACUUUGUCUUGGGGUAAUAUUUAUGAUCGCCACGAUCGGGAUGCUCAAUACAAAUCCAGAUAUUAG